Molecule: messenger RNA, 2080 nt
Organism: Aaosphaeria arxii CBS 175.79
Lineage: Eukaryota; Fungi; Ascomycota; Dothideomycetes; Pleosporales
Exons: 4
Coding region: 478-1962 (494 amino acids)
Biological process (GO): regulation of DNA-templated transcription
Molecular function (GO): DNA-binding transcription factor activity
Source: RefSeq, a predicted model, not a curated record
CGCAACCACGCUUGAAACUCUUCCUCCACUUCUUCUUGUCCAAGAUCCAUCUCAAACCUUUUCCCUUCUAGACCCCACAGUUUUCCCCGCAUUGCGACACCCGGGGUAGACGGCCUUACACAACCUCCAUACGAAUCUCUUCCGUAUCCCAGAUUCCCGAAUCCCCACCCCCAUUAAACCCACGCCUACGCACGCACGGUUCCGUCGACACUUGGUGUUUUGAACCCUGAUCUUUGCUUUCUCCUUCCAUCUCGCCAGACUUGCUUCGCUCUGCUCCUGUUCGACUCGACUCGACUCGACAUCUUUGACUUCAUCACUCUAUCCCCAGCAGCAUAGACCCACUGUUCGUUGCCUUUGGCUCUGCUCGACUCGCAAGAAAGCAGUGAGAAUCACUACCAUUGGGCCCAAUUGGCUUUUAGCCCCUUACUUUGUCUAGCUAUCUUUGUUCUUGUUGUUGUUUUGGUGCCAUAGGUCGCCAUGGUGAACCGUAGUGCCACUGACGCUGCUCCCCCAGCGACUCCUAUCGCGCCUGUCGUGAAGCGGAAACGACGCGCGUCUUGUCUGGGGGAGCAGGAACGUCGGGAGCGGAAACGUGCAAUAGACCGCGAGGCCCAGCGUUCGUUGCGCGAGAAGACAAAAACUCACAUAGCGGACCUCGAACGCACCAUCCAGAUACUACGCGAGCAGGACAGAAAUGGUGCUACUGCGAGCCUCCUUUCUGAGAUCGACAGCCUCAGAGCGGAGAACGAGAGACUGCGCGAUGUGAUCGAUAGCGUGAAAAGCCUCGUUGGGAGCGAGAUAUUCCCCAGGAACAAUUCCACUGCAAAUCCGCCACCUGCAAGUUCACAGGGUUCUCCGGGGCCCAAUAGUGGAGGUCAACCGUCCCCAAGGGGUCAAGCAAUAGCAAUAUCCACCGCCAGUGACACAAAGCCAACACUGGCCUCAGCGACGACACAAUCCGUGCCGGAAGACUCGGCCAUAACUCGAUUUGAGCCCAUGAAUUUUGUUCAACACGCCUCCCCAACUGCCCGGCGAGUAGACCUUGAUGGCAUGGUCAUGCAGACAGAUCUUGUCCAUCCACACCCUCAUACUGCAAAGCUCAACCUGCAGCUCAAUCUCGAGCCUGUGUCCGAGAUCCUGGAACGAAACGAGGAGGCCAACAUGUUUGACGCCCCCGAUUCCCCCACCACUGCCGCCUUUGCACCGUUCAUGUCCGAAUUAUUCGGUCCCUCCUGGCGCUGCCCAUCCCCCGUCGUCCUACACAUAGGGAACCCGGCUGGCGCGUCCACCCCAACUACACCGAAUGCAAUCUGUCCAAUCUGGAAGAAGAGCAACGAGCUAUUUGGGAAAGUGUUUCUCCACCGACCAGGUACCGCUGCCCUGAAUGCAGACUCGAUAGAGGCCGGUCUGCUAUACAUGGGGAUUAAAGAUGGAUGGUCCAGUUUUACUGAGUGGUCGCAGAGUCCCGCGCUCAAAAUCCUGAAAGAAGUCGACCAAUUCCUUUUCCGCAAUCUUCCGAAGAUCCAAAGGCUGGCUGUGGCAUACAAGAGCUUCAAACUCUUAAAGUACUAUCUUAAUGCCACAAAAGAAGAACUUGAGAAGGUCCCAGAGUGGUUGCGGCCCAGUUCCACCCAAUCUCGAACGAAGCAUCCCGUCGCUGUGGACUUUUUCGCUUGGCCGACUCUGCGUGAUCGCCUCGUCUCGACUCACGGCUCAGUCUUUUCGAAUCAAGAGAUGUCCCAUGCUUACGGGAAUUAUCUUCGAUUCCAGUGGCCUUUCAGCUUUGAGGAUGCUUUCUUUUAUGAUGACCUCUGCCAGGCGUACUAUCCCUCGCCGUUGUUCGAACGAUACCAUCGUGAUCUCAAGUACUGGACAGUAACACAGGAGUUCUACGACAAGUUCCCUGAGAUGAUCAUGGAUAUUGAAGGUGAUAGGGCUCGAUUUUCGGAAGUUGAAACUUGAAAGUGCUUGAGCUAGAUGAGUAAAGAGAUUUCUGUUAUUAUAAUCUGUGUAAUUUAGCGAUGGAAAACGGAUUGGGAAAUUUUGGAACGUUUAUAUGAUAUGGACAUGAUUGUUGUCU